Molecule: messenger RNA, 295 nt
Organism: Staurois parvus
Lineage: Eukaryota; Metazoa; Chordata; Amphibia; Anura; Ranidae
Source: the annotation of a GenBank genome assembly
AUGAACAGUCUAGGGCUAUCCUUUUCUGAUGAUUUAUUAUAAACUGAACUUGGACAGGGUGCAGGGAAACUGUGGGAUAUGCCAAAAGCACAAUAGUUGGGAGCAGGGGCGGACUGACAACUCAUGGGGCCCCCGGGCAAUAGAAGAUCAUGGGGCCCCUGUGUCCUUGCCCAAACUCAAAAAAGCCUUUGAAAAAGGUACCAGGGGCAUCUCAUACGGCCCCCUACUGCCCCCGGGCCCUCGGGCAGUGUCCGAGUUUCCAAAUGGUCAGUCCGCCCCUGGUUGGGAGUACUCA